This is a messenger RNA of Boeremia exigua, 2329 nucleotides long. RefSeq lists its product as uncharacterized. The coding region runs from base 104 to 2137 and encodes 677 amino acids. Gene Ontology annotation, biological process: chromatin remodeling. The record is from RefSeq and is a predicted model, not a curated record. The transcript is spliced from 3 exons. Lineage: Eukaryota; Fungi; Ascomycota; Dothideomycetes; Pleosporales; Didymellaceae.
CGCGCCAAAGAUCCAUCCCCAGCGUCCUGAGCCUCGCGUCCGCCCACCACGUAUCUGGACAAUCUGAGCCACGCGGUAUCGUUGUCGCGUCACACUGAUCAAAAUGUACGGCAUGAAUCAGGCGUACAAUGCUGGCGGCGGCGACCCCAGCGCGCAGGUGCCGAAUCACCUUCUCGCCCACGUCCAUCUAGUGUCUUCGUACAGGUUCCCUGUCCUGCCGCAGCUACGACCGGAGCAGGCGGUCGAGUAUCUCAUGAAAGGACCGCAGAUCGUGCGCGAUACAUCACCCGUCGCCUGGACAUACUUCGCAUCACCACCGCAAGAUGGCACCGUCAUUCUCACAUGGCAACCGCCGAGGAUGGCAACGCACUUUGCCUCUGAUGGCAUGGUUUGGGCAGAUCCGGAGCAGGCCUUCGACAUGCCCGUCCGCGGCUACACGCUUCAAGUGUUUGUCCAUAACACGGGCUACCACUAUCCCCACGAGCCGUUUGCCAUGCAUUCUCGAUAUCGCUACAGGCUCACCGCAGGGCCAGGCUCCAUUGACCCGAAUCUGUGGCUGGUGCACUACAAGCCUGCAGACCAGCAACACCGACUGGCUGCAGGACAGAUUCCCGUAUCACGAGAAGUCCAGGCUACGCUGCAAAUGCGUGCGCAGCUUCAGGCCGCCGGGCCUCUCAUGCGCAAGGAGUUCAUGCUGCACGACGCGUCCAAUUGGCCGAAAGUCGAGUUUGGACAGCAAGCAGCGAUGCGACAGCAACAGCAGCCGUACUAUAACCCCAUGCAGCCGGGACGACCUUAUGUAGCGCAACCCCCUCCGGCAAAGCGCAUGCGCGGCGCCGCUCCCGCGCAAGCCCGCCCUACAAUCGCCGGAGCAGCUCUUCCGGACACGUCGCUAGAAGACGAGGAAAAUGCUACACAAGACGCCUUUGAUUUCCUAACACCCCGCGAGAUCAGCUUGUCGAGAUACAAGCAGCAUCACGAGUGGAUGGAGGAGGUCUUUUCGUCGCCUUACGCCAUGGGCAGUAUUGCGCCCAUUGAUCUAGGCUUGGGCCUUAUGGGCGAGCUUGCUCCCCUGACAGCUGGCAUUUUGGAUGUUGCGGGCGCCGAGAACCCGGACACUGCCAAGGACAAAUACAAAAUCAAAGACUAUUACAGGAUGAAUCCCGAGCACAUGAAAGACUUCGAAAAGCGUGUGGCCGAAUACACGAAGAGCGAACAGGCCGAGAUCGACAAAAUGAAGGCUGACCACACGCGCAAAAUGGCACAAUUGAAGCGCACAAGAACUUACAUCAAGGCCGAGCGCAGGCUGCGGGACCUCUCGCGCCCAGCAUUGAAUGAGGAGGAAGACUCGGACCCUUCGGAAAGCGUUGUGCAAGACCUCGAGAAGUCUUUGGGAGUCACGUUCAACGCGAAGAAAUCGGUGGUAUGCGUGGACAAGGGGGCUUUCGUUGAGAGGCAGCCAUCUCCGCCGCAGAAAGCGCAAGUCAACGGCAAUGGAGCACAUUUGAAUUCCAAUGGCGCCUCGAACGGGUCCACCAACGAUGGUGCAUCUGAUUUCGACAACACAGCAGCGUCCCUCCUUGACCAGUACGGAACUGGGUCUUUAGAGGGCACACCCGGCAACAUCUCGAUGCCUCACAUGUCGCAACCUCCCAGUCAGUCGCAAUCGGCGGUCGGUACGCCUAGUCUACUGACUGGAAACACUGUCCAGCAGCAGUCAUUCGAUCAACAGAUCCCGCAACUUGAUACAGAGACCGGUGAUGAUCUUCUCGAUCUUGACGUUGAAAUGUCUGGUAUGACAAAUGCGGACGAGAAGGCAGCGGACGACUGGGUCGUAGUGGACCAGCAAGGGGGCAAUACACAACAAUCGCUUGGCAACCCUCAGCCAGCAACCCACAAUAACGACACAACAUCGAACGACCAGAACACACUAGGCCAGUCUACCGUCGAUAACGACACAGGCAGCAUGUUCGACAGUGUUCCCGACUUCACAAACUUUGAAGGUAUUGAUUCUGCUGGUGACGCUUUAGCGGAUUUCGGGCAUGACGAUAACAUGGGUCUUGGUGACCUUGUGGACGACUCGGCGUUCGGUGACGCCUUCCAUGAAGAGAUGGGGGGUGACGAGGACAACGCCUGAGUCUUGUUAGUGUCAUCGAAGCGAGGUGUGCUAUGUGAUCCGAAUGAUCGGUUGCUUUGGUUUUGCGUAAAUUGGCGAUCUGAGAAACGGAGUAUCACUAUGGGAGUACGAUGGCUCUGUUGAGCCUUCGGUGUCCUUUGAAGUUUGUAUAAGUACAAGGAUCACAACUGUGAGGUUCUAGAUAAGCGCAGU